AUGGUGGCGAGGCCCGAGCGGGCCGCCAAGGAUGCUCCGAACGGGGAGGAGAAAGUAGAAUUCCUUGUUGCCGAUCUGGAGAGUGUAGAGAUAGCCACUUCUUACCCACUGAAACCUUCAUCGGUCUCCCAAGGAACUGAGGAGGUAGAACGGGAAUGGCUCUUCUUUGCCCAAACCUUAUUAUCAGCAGUUGGCCUCGAUGGUGAGGUACAGUCCGACUCAUUUUUUGCCAGAUGGCACUCACCCGAAAGCCCAUUGGACCCAUCAUUGAGAGACAAAUAUAUUGAAGUGAACGACAAGGAGAUAAUCCAUGAGGCGAAGCGAAGGCAAAGGAGAUCAAGCCGGAAGCUGGUAUUUGAUUGUGUGAAUGCAGCUUUAGUGGAAAUCACAGGGUAUGGGUCGGGGACAAGCCCAAGGGCUACUACGUGUGGGUUGGGGGUCCACAACAGGAUAUCAGAGGCUGGUGGCAAUCAUGGAGCAAAGCUGGUUUCUCAUUCUAUUAAAUCCAACCUGAUUGACAAAUCACCACCCAUAGAAUCAAUGGCAGCGGCGCUGGAAGUCGUAGAAGAUGCGGGAUGGGGUUAUGUCGAGUGUUUGUGUGUGUGCUUGGACAGUAGCUGGGGAGGAAGCACAUGCAGAGUGAUCUGGAUUAGAGAUGCCCUUGAUAGAGGCAAUUGUAAUUCAAAUGUCACCAAGAGAGCUGACAUACGAUGGUAUUGUCUAGGGGUGAAUUCAAAACAUGUUAGCACAGAGGGGACUGAUCUAAGUGGUUCGGUCAGUAAAGGCUCAGCGGUUUCUGUGCCUCUGACUCCUCGGAGUGAGGGCGAAAUCUUGCAGUCUACUAAUUUGAAGAGCUUUAGUUUUUCUGAUCUUAAAAUGGCCACAAGGAACUUCCGCCCAGAUAGUGUGUUAGGAGAAGGUGGUUUUGGUUCAGUUUUCAAAGGUUGGAUCGAUGAGAACUCUUUUACUGCUUCAAAGCCAGGGACAGGCAUAGUCAUUGCUGUGAAAAGGCUUAACCAAGAAGGUUUCCAAGGUCGCAAGGAGUGGCUGGCGGAAGUGAAUUAUUUGGGGCAGUUUUGUCAUCCUCACCUUGUGAAAUUCAUUGGCUAUUGUUUGGAGGAUGAGCACCGGCUUCUGGUGUAUGAAUUCAUGCCUAGGGGCAGCUUGGAAAAUCAUUUGUUCAGGAGAGGUUCUUAUUUCCAACCUCUUUCUUGGAACCUUCGUUUAAGGGUUGCAAUUGGUGCUGUAAAGGGGCUUGCUUUUCUUCACAGUGCUGAAACAAAAGUCAUAUAUUGGGAUUUCAAAACUUCUAAUAUAUUGCUUGAUUCAAAUUACAAUGCAAAGCUCUCUAAUUUUGGGUUGGCCAAGAAUGGGCCGACAGGUGACAAGAGCCAUGUCUCCACAAGGGUCAUGGGAACCUAUGGAUAUGCAGCUCCAGAAUAUCUAGCCACCGGUCAUUUGACUGCCAGGAGUGAUGUUUAUAGUUUCGGAGUUGUGCUCCUUGAAAUGCUAUCUGGCCAAAGAGCUGUGGACAAGAACAGACCAUCCGGUGAACACAACCUGGUGGAAUGGGCCAAACCCUACCUGGCCAGCAAACGUAAAAUCUUCUGCAUCCUCGAUAACCGUCUCGAAGGCCAGUACUCGUUGGAUAUAGCCUAUAAGGCAGCGAACCUCGCAUUGCGAUGCCUGUCAACAGAAUCCAAGUUCAGGCCAAACAUGGAUGAGGUGGUGAAAGAAUUGGAACAACUUUGUGAUUCGAAGGAAACAGGAAAUGCUCGCAGCAAUCCAAGCAGUGCACGAAGGCCUCGGAGACGAAAAGCAGGAGAUGCUAGCAAUGCAAAUGUUGUAGCUGCUUAAACCAGGCCAUCUGCUUCUAGGGUUGUGCAGUGGAUCCAACGACCCGUCAAAUCCGCCCGGCCCGACCUGACCCGACCCAUAAUGGGUGGAUGCGUGGUAUGCAGUGCACGGCUGCGGGUUCAGAAUUCUUGAUUUUUCUUGUUCGGGUCGGGUGGCGAGUGAUCUGCCCUUUUGCCCACAAAACCCAACCUCGACCAUGGCCCCCCUUUUUUUGUGCGUGUUUUUUUACGCCUCAGCCACCCCUUUUCUUUAGUUUACCCUAAACCUAGUUCCUCAUUUUAGACAGACACACACUCACCCUUUCUCUCGUCUCUUGCUUGGCUCUCUCUCUCUCUCUCUCUACCCCCAAAACCCUACCCAUCGUUGUCCUCGUCCUCGUUUAGCGGUCUACACUAAACAGUCGACCGAUGAUCUACUACACUGAACGGCGAUUGGCUAUCAAUCUACAUCGAACUAUAUUCUCUUACGUUCUGCUCGUCUCUGCUCCUGUUCUACACUGAUGGUAUGCUCUGCUUUUCUUUUUUCCUCUUCUUCUCUUCUCCUCUUCAGUUUUUCUCUUUUUCCUUCCUCUUAUUGUCUUCACCUGUUCUCUGUUAUGUCACACUCUGUGCAUGUGUUGUUUUCUACCUCUUAUUCAACAUUUUCGCCUUGAAUUUUGGGUCCAAUUUCGUUUGUUGUAUGUGUUGUGUUCAAUUUUAGUUUUAUUGAGAAACUACUUCGGAACUGAUUAGGAAGUUGUGUUUAUAAAUUGAUUGAUUUAGGAACUGAUUUAGUUUUAUAAAUUGAUUGAUUUCGGAAUUGUUUCAGAACUGCUUCGGAACUGAUUUAGUUUUAAAAAUGGAUUGAUUUAGUUUUACAGUGC
Messenger RNA from Camellia sinensis, 2719 nucleotides. Lineage: Eukaryota; Viridiplantae; Streptophyta; Magnoliopsida; Ericales; Theaceae. The record is from RefSeq and is a predicted model, not a curated record.